AUGAAUAACUCCAAAAAACACACACAGUAGAAAGAAAUUUCUAGAGAGAGAAACACACACAUACAAACAUAUACAUAUAAGCAUCAAUAUAUACAUACAGAGCUCCCUUUCAAACUUCAAUGGCGGCAUCAAACUACCGUUACCUCUUCAACAACCGACAACAACCUAUUACCACAGACUCAAUCUUCGAGCUCGAAGAAUCCGACAUCUGGAACGUGACGUCAUCGCCGGAGUUUCAUAAACCGGUGCCGGUUUCACGGAUCUCGAAGAAAUCGGCAUCUCCGGUGGUCGGAGGAAUGGCGUCGUCGUUGCCGGUCAACGUGCCGGACUGGUCAAAGAUACUGAAGGAAGAUUUGAGUCAACAUCGGCGGCGAGAAGCUGAUUUUGACGAGUUUGAGUACGAAGGUGUCGGAAAAAGGAUCCCGCCGCAUGAGUUUUUGGCGAGACAGUCGGCGAGAACGACGUCGUUUUCGGUUCAUGAAGGUGUUGGGAGGACUUUGAAAGGACGAGAUCUGAGUAGGGUUAGAAACGCUGUUUGGGAGAAAAUUGGUUUUCAGGAUUAAUUAAUUAAUAAUUACACUAUUAUUAUUAUUA
Messenger RNA from Helianthus annuus (common sunflower), 594 nucleotides. RefSeq lists its product as uncharacterized. The coding region runs from base 120 to 563 and encodes 147 amino acids. The transcript has a single exon. Lineage: Eukaryota; Viridiplantae; Streptophyta; Magnoliopsida; Asterales; Asteraceae. The record is from RefSeq and is a predicted model, not a curated record.